AUGGCAGAAGCAUAAUUUUUCAAACUCACGCGAUUUGUGAUUUCUCUACCAAACAGGGAGUGGUAACGGCGGGGAGACCAAUCACCCUAAUAUGGCACAUUUCCAUUAAACAAAGACUCGAGGGGUCUAUUGGCGUACAAUAAGCAGCAUGACCGGUCGCUUGCUCUCGCUCAGCGCUGCCACAGCCAACAUCUCGGAGACUAGUACUACAACACAAUACCGCGCCCAUACGUUCUACUACAUUGCACCGGAGCUUCUUCAUCCUGAUUCCAGUCGCACUGUAUGCGGCCAUCGCGAUUUAUUCAUGGGUGACCCUGUAGCCGCACGCGUCCUUCAAGUCGUCGCAAGUGUUGCAACUAUUCCAACCAUCUCAUAUGUCUGCGCUUGGGCUGCGUCUAUUUUUGUACAGAAUCAGCGCGAUGCUUAUAGUCUGCGAUUGCGCCAAGUGGUAACACUAGCGGAUCGCGCGUGGAUGAAUCCUGUGAUGUAUUUCCGGUUGUUGUUCUACCCUUCUUCCUUUAAGCGCUAUGGUAGUAGCAUGCUCUAUCUGGCCAUCUUUAUACAUAUAUUUGGUGCCAUCACCCAUCCGAUUCAGUCUUUGUUCCUUUCCACCCGAUCAGUCUCUGUGCAAUCAGCAGACAGAUGGGGUAGAAUUGACCUCGACAAUAACUAUAUUGGAGUGCCAUCAAUACCACGAUUGAUGGUCACGUAUGAUUCCACGGAGCGGAGUUCCAUUUUCGCAGUGCGCCAUCUGGCGCAAUCAGAAGGGGUUAAUGGAUAUCAAGACAAUCUUUGGGGGAACACGAGCCAAUUGAGCGGUUACGGAUCAAAUAGCAGCUGGUAUGCGCCGCUCUCACACAACUUCAGCACUGGUCUACGCUCUGAUCAAUAUAUCCCAAGAAUAAACUCCUCAGCUGAGGUUCUGGAAAUAGCCGCAGAAGAAUUCCCGUCCAACUGCAGCGAUCCAUCCUCGUUCUAUGCUUCCUAUACGUACCCCAACAGCAUAAACAAUUUAACACUAGAAGUGUGCUUACCUCAGCUAUCUCCAUGGCAAAGCAUCAAAAGCCGUCAGGACUUCAGUGAGGUGCUUUAUGUCAACACCACCGCCCACUUUACCGAUCCAUCUGAUCCACAUCGUAUAAAGCCAUUCAAAGUCAUCAUGAACACAACUGCGGGGUUAUUUGAGCUGCCAAGUGUCCAAAACGGUCUGAUUGCUGGUCCCCUGGAUACAAACUCAUCUCGCUGUUCAAGUCUCACUGACUGUAAAGGGUUGAAAGUUCGCCGACAGUUCGCUGCCAAUUCAGCUCUUCCUGGACCCUUAGCUAUGAUAGCCCUUGCCCUCUUCGGACCGGGUUCGUUUGCUGAUACGCAACAAACUGCGCCUUCUAGCGAGAGUUUAUAUAGCAGCGAGUCUGAUUCGAAGCGUUAUCAUGACAUUUUUGCGGCCGAUGAUAUUUUACCACUUACCCCUCUUGGAUUCACAACCAACGUUCCCGGUGCGAUCCCCAUCGAUGGUUGGAUGUCGGGUUUUGGUUCGAAUAAGGAAGGUGCUUCAGAAGCUUUCACACGGGCUAGUUUCCUUGCCGUUAAGGCCAUGUUCGAUAACCCAGCACAGUUCGGGGGAGAUAUAUCGGUUGCCUACGCCAGCAGUGACCUACCGCAGAUAACCCUACCCUCGAUCCCCAUCGCGGCCAUGAUAGCUUGCUCAGUGCUGUUCGGACUAUACAUGGUCCCGUUGCUAUGUCUGGCACUGUAUGCUGCAUUUAGUAGGAGCUGGACUAAUACUCUCGAUGCCUUUACCAUGUUACGCAUGGGCGCCGCCUUUAGUCAGCAAGAUCUGCCGUUACUCAUCGGGAAGAGCAAACGGAAGAUCGAAGUUCUGGACACUUUUCCUGGUGUCGUAAGGGAUAUAUCAGGUCCAGAUGACAAAUUCAGACAAUUAGCCCUCGGUAUUGAAGGAGGUGGACCUCUGCAACCUUCAAAAAGAUACCUGGCUUAUCCCGGGAACGAUGAUUGGAGUGGGCUAAGGCUAUAG
This is a messenger RNA of Talaromyces stipitatus ATCC 10500, 2035 nucleotides long. RefSeq lists its product as uncharacterized. The coding region runs from base 149 to 2035 and encodes 628 amino acids. The record is from RefSeq and is a predicted model, not a curated record. The transcript is spliced from 3 exons. Lineage: Eukaryota; Fungi; Ascomycota; Eurotiomycetes; Eurotiales; Trichocomaceae.